AUGACUGCUCGCCUCCUCCUCGUCCUUUCCAUCGCCGCCCAGGCCCUCGCUUCCGCCCUCGAAGCCGAUCUCCCUCCGUCGCAGUCCAUCGCCAACGCUUCGCGACCGACACCCAUUACCAAGAGCGCCUCGCUUCCUCGAGUGCACCUCAACCGCCGCCGGCACCACCAGCUCUCGCACGACUCGCAUGCCAUCUCCAAGCGGCAGGUCCGCAACCCGCAGGAGGCGGCCAAGCGCUGGGAGAACAGGGAUGAGGUAGCGAUUGCGCGGAGGGCAGCACCGUCCGCGACGCCGGUGGUUUGCCAGAACUCGGUGCCGGCUUGGGGACAGUGCGGCGGGAUGUCGUGGACGACGGAUACUUGCUGCGUUGCCGGCUACAUCUGCGUCUACUCGAACCCGUACUACUCGCAAUGUCAGCCUGGCACGGCUUCCUCCUCGUCCUCAUCAACCGCAUCGACUUCGAGUUCAUCGGUCUUUGUCCCGCCUUCGACAUCGUCCAUACUCGCUGCGUCGCCGACGCCGUCAUCGACUGCUUGCGUCGGAAUGUCGGUUGCCUACGGUCAAUGCGGCGGAAUCAACUACGUUGGCGCGACCUGCUGCCCGGGUGGCUGGACAUGCCAGUACUCGAACGACUACUACUCGCAAUGUCUGCCCGGACCGUCAACCAGCUCCUCCUCGAACCCGAUUUCGGCCCCGUCUUCGACCCCGUCCUCGACCAAAGUCUCGAGUCCCUCUGCUCUCUCGUCGUCUUCUACCUCUUCCAUCGCCCCCAUUCCUACGGCCGGCCCGUACGGACAGUGCGGCGGAACCGGCAGCUCAGUCUCGCUCUGCCCGUCCGGCUUCACCUGCGCCUUCGUCAACUCGUAUUACUAUCAGUGCCUCCCGAUGGCCUCGACCGCGACCUACACGACGGUCACGACGGCCUCUUUCACCACAAUAACUCGUUCCGCCUCGUCGUCCUCCGCUCCUUCCUCGACGUCCGCAACUUCAACAUCUUCGUCCGCGACGCCGUCCUCGAGCUCAUGCACGGGCAACGCCGGCGCGUACGGCCAGUGCUCGGGCUUCCUGUGGUUGAACUACUCUUGCUGCCCGAGCGGUUACGAAUGCGUUUACUCGUCCAUCUUCUACUCGCAAUGUCUCCCAUCUUCGUCCACCACGAGCGCUUCGACCAGCUCGUCUCCAAGCAGCACGUCCAAGGCCAGCUCGACUUCCUCUUCGUCCGCAGCGCUCCCGUCCGCCUCGCCCAGCGCCUGCAACAACCUCUGCAACGCUGCAUCGACCGGCAGCGAUGGCUGCACGCCGUACACCGUCUCCUACUCCGGCGUCACCCUUCCCGCCGGCUCUACCUUCCAAGACAACGGCCACGUCAACUACCAGGCGAUCCCGAAGUCGCAGUACCUCCCCGGCCAGACCUACAAGAACCGCCCUGCGUCCUGGACUCCCCAGUCUUUCGGCGUCCACUUCGAGUCGCUCAACAAUCAGCCAUCGGGCGUCUACAUCGGUCGCAACUUCAUGGACUUUGGUGCGGCUGCUGCUGCGUUUCCGAGCGGAUAUUGCGUCGUCUGGGUUCAGCUCGACAACUACAACCAGCACUUCGGCGAGGGCGGACAAUGUCCCAUCUGCACGCCUUGA
Molecule: messenger RNA, 1632 nt
Organism: Rhodotorula toruloides NP11
Lineage: Eukaryota; Fungi; Basidiomycota; Microbotryomycetes; Sporidiobolales; Sporidiobolaceae
Product: cellobiohydrolase II
Exons: 6
Coding region: 1-1632 (543 amino acids)
Biological process (GO): carbohydrate metabolic process
Cellular component (GO): extracellular region
Molecular function (GO): cellulose binding
Source: RefSeq, a predicted model, not a curated record